AUGGCUUCCGCAGGAGAUGCUCGACUUAUGAAGUCGACCAAAUUCCCUACCGAGUUCAAUCAAAAGGUUGACAUGCAAAAGGUCAACCUGCAGGUUAUAAAAAAGUUUAUCUCGGAAAUCCUGGGCAGCGAAGACGAUGUCGUAAUUGAGCUGUGCUUCAAUCUUAUCGAAGGACCCAGACAUCCCGAUAUCAAAUCGCUUCAAAUACAGCUUACCGGGUUUCUAGACAAAGAUACUGGGCCAUUCUGCAAGGAGCUAUGGAAAUUGCUAUUGAGUGCUCAAAGUAACCCUCAGGGAGUCCCCAAAGAGCUAUUAGAAGCAAAGAAGCUUGAGCUUAUGCAGGAAAAGAUGGAAGCCGACAGAGCUGCCGAAAAUGCCAGAAAACGUCGCGACGACUCGGACCGCCGUGAUCGAGAAAUUGCAGAAUUGAAGGAUCGAGAUCGUCGAGACCGAGCAAACGAUAGAGGUGAUCGAUCGGGCCGCCGUGGGGAUCGGGCUCCUGAGGGCCGUGGAAGAGGAGGCCAUGGUUGGAGUGCAAAUAGAUCACGUUCUCCCGAGCCUCGGCACCGCGCUUCUGGAGAUUCAUACCGGCGAGACAGCUAUGUCCCCCGAGGUCGGGGUGGCCGAGGGCGCGAUCGCGAUCGUGGCUGGCAGCGGCGACGAAGUCGCUCACCAUCUGGGUCAGCGUCAGAGCGAUCUCGAUCUCCUAGUAGCAGUGCGUCUCGUAGCGAUCGAGGCUCUAGAAGCCCUCCGCGCCGCAAAGGACCACCUGCACGAUUUAGAGACUCGAGAAAGAGAUCUAGAUCUCCUCGCGGCGAUGCUUAUCGACCAAGGCGACAGUCGCGCAAUGGAAGGGAUCGCCGUGAUGCUCGAAAUCGACGCUCACCAUCUUCAGAGCGAGCCUCACCUCCGCCGAAGCGAAGACGGCAAUCUACCUCCAGAAGUCUCUCUGGAGAGCGCAGAAGACGUCACUCGGAUACACCAUCCUCCGUUUCGCGGAGUUCCUCGGUGGCCCGUAGCCGCAGCCCCAAUCACCGUCGUAAUCGAUCCGUCGACAGCGCUGGAUCAAAUUCACACGCGAAACGCCGACAGGAUCGCCGACGAGGUGGUACGACAAAGGAGUUGGAGGAUGAUAACGGACGUGACCGGCGGGGUGAUCGUCGUCAGAAAGAUCAUGGAGCCCCAACCAGGGGCAAGGAAUCUGAAAGGAAGAGACGCAAUAGCUCCUCUCCGCCCUCGUCUCCGUCAAACCGUGGCAAGUCGGCUGAUAUUUUGGAAGAUGAAUCGCGUGCUCCGAAUUCCUAG
Molecule: messenger RNA, 1305 nt
Organism: Trichoderma harzianum CBS 226.95
Lineage: Eukaryota; Fungi; Ascomycota; Sordariomycetes; Hypocreales; Hypocreaceae
Exons: 4
Coding region: 1-1305 (434 amino acids)
Biological process (GO): regulation of mRNA splicing, via spliceosome; mRNA processing
Cellular component (GO): spliceosomal complex
Molecular function (GO): RNA binding
Source: RefSeq, a predicted model, not a curated record